Molecule: messenger RNA, 405 nt
Organism: Lentinula edodes (shiitake mushroom)
Lineage: Eukaryota; Fungi; Basidiomycota; Agaricomycetes; Agaricales; Omphalotaceae
Exons: 3
Source: RefSeq, a predicted model, not a curated record
UUGACACCUUUGGAGCGUUUUCUUUCGAUUCAUUUCGGCAUUUGGUUAUUCACUAUUGCUAUUGCGCUGCUCUUGAAUAUCCCUUCUUCCUCUCCGCUGCCACUCCUUGGACUUAGCCAGCCGGAACAUCCAUUGCUCAAGCCUUUCACUGUCGCAUGUCUGCUGUCUUCUUUCAUAUCCUACAAUACCCGCUCCGUUGGCUCUCUUGCCACAAUACAUUGCUUACUGACCGCUGUCGUUGGAUUAUGGGGCCUCUGGGUUAUGGUCUUUGGAUCUUCCGUUCGUAUUUCCAAAAAGACUGGUGCCGAUAAACGCACAUCGGCUUUCAUCUUCGGAAACCUGUCUGCAGCAUCUAAACAAAAGAAGGAAUGGUUGAAGCAACAGAAAACUGAACACACGUCAUGA